ACAAUGAGUGAAGACAAAAUAAACGAUUGGGGUUGAUUAGGUGAACCCAAUAAGACCAUCACAUUAAAUGAUUGCUUUAAGCCCUAGAUCUUCAGAAUCUCCCUCUCAAUAUGUGUAUCCCCACUCUCAUUUAUAUCUCUCUCCCUAGGGAACGACAAAAAGAAGUUUCUUCCUUCUUAAACUCUGAUUCAUUCAUCACCUCUCUCUCUCUUCCUCUCUCACCCCCAAAACAAAAAACCCAGCUGCAUGAACUCAUCAAGUCACCACCAUAAACAAAGCUAUUGCUAGGGUUUGAUCAAAGUCAUCAUAAGAAAGGGAAAGAAGAGAUUUCUUAUAAUAUGGGAUGGAUUAUAGGACUAUGGUUUUUAAUGGGUACUUUUUUAUUAUGUUGGUGGUUUUUGUUUAUGAAGAAGAAGAAGAAUAAAGUGAAGAUGAAUAAGAAGAAAGGAAAAGUUCCAAGAGGGAACAAAGGUUGGCCUUUACUUGGAGAGACCCUUGAUUUCAUUGCUUGUGGAUACACUUCUAACCCCGUCAGCUUCAUGGAAAAGCGCAAGUCUUUGUAUGGUGAUGUAUUUAAGACGAGUAUUUUGGGAACCGGUGUGAUUGUGUCCACAGACCCAGAUGUGAACAAGGUGAUUCUACAAAACCAAGGGAGCAUCUUCAUCCCAGCUUAUCCAAAAUCAAUUAGAGAACUAAUGGGAGAACACUCUAUACUUCAAAUGAAUGGGAACAUGCAUAGGAAACUUCAUGCACUCCUAGGAGGAUUCCUACGAUCCCCACAAUUCAAAGCUCGAAUCACAAGAGAUAUUGAGCACUCUGUCAAACAAUGUUUAGCUUCUUGGACUCACCAACCAAUAUACGUUCAAGAUCAAGUCAAAAAGAUUACGUUUACUAUUUUGGUGAAAGUUCUGAUGAGCAUUGAUCCUGGUGAAGAUUUAUAUAAUUUGAAGAGAGAGUUUGAAGAGUUCAUAAAAGGGUUGAUUUGCUUGCCCAUUAAGUUACCAGGAACAAGACUAUACAAAUCCUUGAAGGCUAAGGAGAGAAUGAUGAAGAUAGUGCAAAGGAUAAUAGAGGAAAGGAAUGAUAAUAAGGAUUGUGUGGCAAAUGAUGUAGUGGAUGUACUCUUGCAAGAUAAAGAUGAGUCCAACACAAUCCCCAAUAUAUGGUUGAAAAAUAUGAGUGAGAACAUCAUUGAGAUGAUGAUUCCUGGUGAAGAGACUCUUCCUACGGCUAUGACCAUGGCUGUCAAGUUUCUUAGUGACUCUCCUCUUGCUCUAUCCAAAUUAGUGGAAGAAAACAUUGAACUAAAGAAGAGCAAAAAUUGUUCCGAUGAUUACGCAUGGAGUGACUACCUCUCACUGCAAUUUACUCAAAAUGUAAUCAACGAAACCCUUAGAAUGGCAAAUAUUGUCAAUGCCAUUUGGAGAAAAGCUAUAAAAGAUGUAGAUAUUAAAGGGUACCUAAUUCCUAAGGAUUGGUGUGUUGUAGCAUCUCUUACAUCCGUUCAUUUAGAUGGCACGAACUAUGAAAAACCUUUAGAGUUUGAUCCAUGGAGAUGGGAGAAAAUUGAAGCUGGAACUAGAAACAAUUGUUUUACACCAUUUGGUGGUGGACAAAGACUGUGUCCUGGGAUUGAACUCUCUAGGCUAGAGCUCUCUAUUUUCCUUCAUCAUCUAGUUACAACUUACAGAUGGGUUGCUGAGAAGGAUGAAAUUAUUUACUUUCCAACAGUGAAAAUGAAAAAGAAGCUCCCAAUUAUUGUGACAACCAUCAACACUUGAUUGGAUUGGAGAAUAGAAUAGUUCUUGUACAGCUUUAUAGACAGAUUUAUGUAUCUAUUUCAACUUAGAUCGUAAAAUUUGAGUAUAGACAAAACAAUCCUACUUAGUUAUCGGACAGUUUCAAGCGAAGAGAAAGAUUCAUCGAAUGAAAUAUUUUAUUCGAUGAAUCUUUCUCUAUCCAACUAGAAUUGUCUAUUUAUCUGAGACAAGACUAAUCUGACAAUGAUAUAGUGGUCAUCCCAACUAAAAAGAUGAUAUGUACUCUUGCAUUAGCAUUAGGGUCACAUCCAUUUUUUGUUAGGAGAAAGGUGCCUAUAGGUCCUCUUUGGAUUAUAUUCUAAAAUUGAUUAACAUUUGAGAUGAUUGGAGCUAACUCUCACAUCUUAUGUCUCAUUCCAUUAAA
Molecule: messenger RNA, 2184 nt
Organism: Medicago truncatula (barrel medic)
Lineage: Eukaryota; Viridiplantae; Streptophyta; Magnoliopsida; Fabales; Fabaceae
Product: 3-epi-6-deoxocathasterone 23-monooxygenase CYP90C1
Exons: 9
Coding region: 339-1781 (480 amino acids)
Biological process (GO): sterol metabolic process; multicellular organism development; brassinosteroid homeostasis
Molecular function (GO): iron ion binding; oxidoreductase activity, acting on paired donors, with incorporation or reduction of molecular oxygen, NAD(P)H as one donor, and incorporation of one atom of oxygen; heme binding
Source: RefSeq, a predicted model, not a curated record